AUUUAAGUUUUAGAUAAGAGUAAUCCGUGUCACACUAGAACUCAUCAUACAGACAAAACGUUGGCAUUGGACGUGUAAAGGUGCAAAGGAGACUGAGAAUUCUUCAAGCAGGUAUUCUCAACAGACAGAACCAAUAACAGAUUACCUACACAUAGAAACAUGUCCAGUGGGUGCCCUACCGCUGAGAGUCCAUUCCGUAAAUGGAAGCGUCCAGACCGUCCGAGUACCUGUACGUACCAAGAGGCCAAGUCGAUGAAGGAAUCGCCACACAGACACGUACCACUCGCCCCUCGCCCAAAAUUGAUGUCUACUGUUCUGGAGAACAUUGGAAAUACACCUCUAGUCCAGAUCAACAGAAUCGCACAGAAGGAGGGCAUCAAAUGUCGCCUGUUUGCGAAAUGUGAGUUUUUUAACGCGGGAGGCAGUGUAAAGGACAGGAUAGGCCUGAGGAUGGUGGAGGAUGCUGAGGCGCAGGGAAUCCUAAAACCAGGAGACGUCCUCAUAGAGCCCACCUCAGGAAAUACAGGUAUUGGGCUGGCCCUGGCUGCAGCUGUGAAGGGGUAUCGCUGUAUCAUCGUCAUGCCAGAGAAGAUGAGUAUGGAAAAGGUAGAUGUACUGAGGGCGUUGGGUGCAGAGAUUGUCAGGACACCAACAUCAGCAGCCUUUGAUUCUCCCGAGUCUCAUAUUGGGGUCGCUAAGCGACUGAUGGAAGAGAUCCCUAACUCCCACAUACUUGAUCAGUACAGUAACCCUAGUAACCCCCUGGCACACUUCGACGGUACAGGAGAGGAGAUACUCCAAUCCCUAGAUGACAAAGUUGACAUGGUUGUGAUGGGUACAGGAACAGGUGGAACACUGACGGGUAUCGCUAGGAAGAUCAAGUCUCGCUGUCCCAACUGUAAGAUAAUUGGUGUUGACCCUGAAGGAUCCAUUCUUGCUGAGCCUGAGGACCUCAACAAAACUGAUGUGACUUCGUACGAAGUUGAAGGCACCGGGUAUGACUUCAUACCUACUGUGUGUGACCGUGUGCUGGUAGACAAGUGGUACAAGACGAGGGACAAGGAAACGUUUAAGAUGUCGCGGCGCCUCAUCAGGGAGGAGGGACUUCUGUGUGGUGGAAGUUCUGGUGCUUCCAUGCACACAGCCAUUACGGCUAUCAAGGAGUUUGGACUGAAGGAAGGUCAGAGCUGCGUGGUCAUCCUCGCUGACUCCGUUCGUAACUACAUGACCAAGUUCCUAAGUGAUGAUUGGAUGAGCCAGAGAGAUUUCCUAGAAAGUGAGAAGAAAGUGUCGCCCCCUGAUGGCAAUGACAGGUGGUGGGACAUGAAUGUAAGUGCCUUAGCGCUAAGAGCUCCACUGACUGUGACCCCCACAGUCACAAUCCAGGACACGCUUGACUUGCUCAACAAGGAGGGAUUUGACCAGGUGCCAGUGGUCAGUGACACAGGCGAAAUCAUGGGGAUGGUAACCGUUGGCAACAUGAUGGCACAGGUUGUCAAGGCAAAGGUCAAACCCGCUGAGCCCAUUUCUCGAGUCAUGUACAAGCAAUUCAAGAAGGUGAAGAUGGACAUUUCCCUCGGUCAGCUGUCCCGGAUGUUGGACACGGACCACUUUGUCCUAGUGGUCCACGACCAGCGUCAGUAUGAAGGAACAAGUAAAAUGUCCAAGAAACAGAUGAUUUUCGGCAUAGCAACCAGGAUUGACCUUUUGAACUUCAUAACCAAGCAACAGACCCAGGACAAUGAAAUAUAAUUGAUAUGACAGACUCUGCAUGUUUACAGACUCUGUUGGUUUCAGUUUUGUUAGAAUCUUUGUACAAUCACUGGGUUAAUUUUACAUAAGUCGUUGGUUUUGUUAAAAAAAUGUAUCAAAAAGGGAAGGAUUUAAAAUGGUACAAGAAAUAUAUUUCGACAGCACACUUUCUUAACCCGACUCUCCAGUCUUGAGUUUUGUCUGACCUGGCCGCUAGAUUUGGUUCAGCGAUGACAACCUUAUAACAACUGUAACACGGCUGAAUCAUGUGAUCACACGGGUGUCAGGGUUAGACAGAGUUCACUGAGUAUGUGUGUACCACAGCGUGGUGUAAAAGUCGCUGUAUAACAGGUGUAUAUCAUGUGACCAUUUUCAUAUCCGACUCUUUAUCAACCCCAGACUUUGAACAGUUCAUUAUUAAACGUGUUAAAAAGGCCCCAAAACAAAGAGUUUGCUUUGAAAAUUGAUGAAAGCUUAAACCUAAAAAUGUUUCCUUUGAAAAGCCCCAAAAUAGACGAAAAGGCCCUGAAAUUUAACAAAGAUGUUUUGAAAGGGUCUCAAUGAGCUUGGAAUUCGACUGCACAAUAAGCUAUAAUUUUAUAUUAAUUUUGGGGUGUUAUUCUCAUAUAAACAUGAAUGAAGAAAAAACAAGAAAAUGAAAUGUUUGUUAUAUGAGUUAAUUUCGAGAAUUUUGGAAUAUCAACUAGUGUUAGGUUUUAGGGUUGUGUACUGUUGAUGAGUUUAGAGAAAUCUAUGAAUUUUGAAACUUUGCAAAUGGCAGGAAAUUUCGAGCCUUAUUUAAAACUGAAAAGGGCCUAAAACUGAAAAAAAUGAUUUAGACUGACAUUGUAAAACCUAAAUAUUUGUCUACUGAUUAACUCAUUCAACCCUGAAAUUUCAUAAUGAACUAUUCCAACCUUUGAAUUGGAAGAGUUAAAAUGUGCAUUCAGGGGUGAAUGAGUUAAAUGAUCAAGUCUAGUUUUAGUAAUUUUUAUCUCGCCGGUCCUUAGCUUUUGAUGUACCUCAUCUGACAUACCUUGUAUAGUAUAUACUAGGUGAGGUAUCAAAGUCCCUGGACAUAUUGUUUGGUGAUAAUACAUAUUUCUCCAUCUGUCGGUGAAGGUAGCUACCUGGUUGUGUGUAUUGUGAGUACGUACUGUGUAUUAGAAAGACAGUCCAUGACAUAAAUUGUAUUUAAAUUAAGUAAUUUAGGACACAGACAUGAGUCCUGGAAUCAUACUUUUCCUGUUGGACAUUGCGAAAACUCUUCACAGGCAAAUAUUGCAUCCGAUACAAGGUAUUGUCAGGUCAAUUUCAGAUCUAUUUCAGGUAAGACCUGAAAUAUUUUCAUGUGAAUUUUCAAUGUUAAUUUUAUCUGAAAUGGACAGUCACACUUUUUUCAGGUGAAAUUGACCUGAAAAUUUGACAUGAGGUUGACCUGAAUUGACAUUAAGAUAUUUGUUGUUGUAUAUCUCUUACUUAUUGGACACAUCAUCACCUGACAUAGCCCUGCAAUAAUUACUGUAAGCUGUAGUGCUGAGUUAUAGAGGAGGCUUACACCUACUGUCAGUAGUCACUUUUACAACUGAGGGCUACAAGACUAACACCUCAUAAAAAGUCACAAUAAAUAUCUAACAAUAUUGUCAGGAAGUAUAGAUUGCUUACUUUUUCUUUAGCAUACACAGCUUAAACAUUUUUAAUUCAUGUAUCUAUUUAAUUACAGAAUUUUUAUUUUGCUUAUAUUUUUUCUCAUGACAUUUUCGGGUUGCUUCUCUCUUGUUUAUACAUUAUGUAUAUUACAAAUGCCUAUUGGUGGGACUUAAUGCUACAUGGGUAGCCGUGUGUUUUGUACUAGAAACACGCUCUAAAAGUGGAAAUUCUCACUUAUGGCAAUGUUUGCAUUUUGACUAUUUGAACUGAUCACAGUGUGGAAAUAUUUAUGUUGGCAUCAGUUCUGUAAUCUAUAUACUGUAUACCAAUUUUUAAUUUCGUCCUAUACACCUAAUGUAUAUUAUAUUGUUUACUAUGUUUGUUGUAAGGCUAACAUUCUCCCUCAUUGCGGAGGGCAAAAAAAAGUUGGAGAUUAAACUGUAGCAAAAUAUUCACGGCUAACAAUAUCUAAAUCCUAUAUUGCCUUGUAUUUGCAUGUGGAUAUUUUUAUGCUCAUUUAUUCAACAUGAAAAAUGUGAGCAUUUACGCUUUCAAUUCAUGGCAAGUCUCUCGAGUGUACUUGCAUUAUCUUUCCUUUGAGAGACAAUAGUGAGUUAUCUCCCUUGCAGAUGGCGCUGCAACCAAUUGCAAAUUGGUCAUACAAACUUAAUGCUAACUGUAGAAUUACAAGUAUUGAAUCAAAUAAAACAUUCUAUAAAUAUCCAAAGCAUAUACAAUUUAUGAAAGGCAUUUAUAUGUUGUCCUUUUUUUUAAAUUCUGCUUGUUCCGCUGAUUAUUAUUUUAAAAAGCAUGCAAUGCCACUGUCAGCAUUAGAUUUGUAGAACCAAGCUGGUAGCAGUGCCAUCUAGUGACGAAGCAAGGGCGUUAACUCACUAAUGUCUCGCAUAAAUUCCUAUCAUCAUGCACCAUCGUUACAGCUUAGUAAGAAUCUCGUGUUAAUCCUGGGACUGUAAUGACCAGUUAUGUUCAUACAAAUCAUUUUAAUGAGAUUCUUUUAUAAUCGAUACCUUGAAUCAUUUUAGAUUUUUUUUCUUUUUCGUUUUGAUGAAAUCAUAUUUGUUUUAGAAUCUCUUGUUUUGAAUCUCAUUAAAGAAUAAAGUGCUUAGAUUGCUUAUUUGAUCUAUUUAUUUGACAUAUUUUUUAUGAGCUUCCGGUAUAUAUUUAAGACAUGUUUGGGUUAUGGGGGAAAUCAGAAUUAAUUUUGAAUAAACAUUGCGAGUGAUUUUAUUGGGUGAUUUUCAUACCUACAGCAUAGCAUUUGUUAAAACCCAUUUAGAACAAAAUAAUGUUUUGCAUAAAACAUAGCACACAAGUGCAUUCAAUUAUUUUUUUAAAGCACUAGAAAAAUCCAAACGGCACAUUAUAUUUGAAUAUAAUCAUACAUCUUUGAAGUUUUAUUAAAUUACAUAGGAAUACUGUUUUUUUAAGGACGUUAUCAUGAGUACAUUUGUAUAUUGAAAGUCAAACUGUCAAUGAUUAAAUUCAAUUUCCAAUAAUUCGGCCACGUAGGAUCAGAACUGAUAACGUUUGAACCAGUGUAAUUCAAUCUGCUGUAUAGAAUAGACUUACUGUAAAAUGGGAAGUUCUACCGUGUUGAAAUUUCCCAAUUUGCAGUAGCUCUGAAAUCUACUUUUUAGUCUGUGUAAUCUAGUAAUCUACUGUUUAAUCUGUGUAAUCUAGAAAUACAUAACUUUUUUUUUAAUUUGUGUGUAGAUAUUUCACACAAAUUUUCACAACCAGAAGAACAUGAGCACAGAUUAAACGUAAGGUGGAAUCAAAGUGCUAUACAGCACAGAUUAAACGUAAGGUGGAAUCGAAGUGCUAUACAGCACAGAUUAAAACGUAAGAUGGAAUCAAAGUGCUAUACAGCACAGAUUAAACAUAAGGUGGAAUUGAAGUGCUAUACAGCACAGAUUAAACGUAAGGUGGAAUCAAAGUGCUAUACAGCACA
This is a messenger RNA of Mizuhopecten yessoensis (Yesso scallop), 5374 nucleotides long. Its product is annotated as cystathionine beta-synthase-like. The coding region runs from base 160 to 1752 and encodes 530 amino acids. Gene Ontology annotation, molecular function: cystathionine beta-synthase activity; cysteine synthase activity. Lineage: Eukaryota; Metazoa; Mollusca; Bivalvia; Pectinida; Pectinidae. Gene Ontology annotation, cellular component: cytoplasm. The transcript is spliced from 17 exons. The record is from RefSeq and is a predicted model, not a curated record.